Molecule: messenger RNA, 585 nt
Organism: Phytophthora infestans T30-4
Lineage: Eukaryota; Oomycota; Peronosporomycetes; Peronosporales; Peronosporaceae
Exons: 1
Coding region: 1-585 (194 amino acids)
Biological process (GO): negative regulation of gene expression
Cellular component (GO): cytoplasm; nucleus
Molecular function (GO): transcription corepressor activity
Source: RefSeq, a predicted model, not a curated record
AUGCAGGGAGAUCUUACUUGUUGCAAGGCCGACGCCAUCGUCAACGCCGCAAAUACUCGUUUGAUGCUUGGAGGGGGCCUGGCUGGAGCUAUUGUACGUAGUGGGGGCUCGUCCAUUCAGCAAGAGAGCAGCAAAUGGGUCAAAGACCACGGACCAUUGACAGCCGGAGACGCCGUUACUACUGCGGCUGGCAAACUUCCCUGCCAGCAUGUGAUCCACACUGUAGGACCCAAUGUGGGGAGCGAGACUUUGACGUCGGAGCAUGCGACACAGCUCCGUCAUGCAGUGUGGAGUGCGUUACUGGAGGCAGACCGACUGGAAGUGAAAUCUGUGGCGGUCCCUGGGAUAUCAACAGGAAUAUUCGGAUACCCGAGAGAUUUGGGGGCUAAGGAGAUUGUAACGGAAGCAGCUAAAUUCUGCAAGGAGAAAGCGGGCUCGACAGCGUUGAAGAGGAUUGCGUUGAUGAAUAUUGAUGACCCGACGGUGAAGAGCUUCGUGAAGGCGGUGACCGAUGAGAUGGAGGAGAGUGGGAAGAGACAUAAGGAUCUUAGCGAGGCGCUAGCGGGACUCAAAAUUCGCGAGUAA